Lagenorhynchus albirostris (white-beaked dolphin) is the source of this 6594-nucleotide messenger RNA. It is a transcript of the gene CACNA1I, whose product is annotated as calcium voltage-gated channel subunit alpha1 I. Gene Ontology annotation, biological process: calcium ion transmembrane transport; calcium ion import; membrane depolarization during action potential. The record is from RefSeq and is a predicted model, not a curated record. The coding region runs from base 1 to 6594 and encodes 2197 amino acids. Gene Ontology annotation, cellular component: voltage-gated calcium channel complex; plasma membrane; neuron projection. Gene Ontology annotation, molecular function: voltage-gated sodium channel activity; low voltage-gated calcium channel activity. The transcript has 36 exons. Lineage: Eukaryota; Metazoa; Chordata; Mammalia; Artiodactyla; Delphinidae.
AUGGCCGAGAGCUCCCCACUGCCCUCCUCCCCUGCCGCAGCCCCGGCGGCUGAGCCAGGAGUCACGGAGCAGCCCGGGCCCCAGAGCCCCCCUCCCUCCCCUCCAGGCCCGGAGGAGCCCCUGGACGGAGUCGAUGCAGACGUCCCUCGCCCAGAUCUGGCGCCCGUUGCCUUCUUCUGCCUGCGACAGACCACCAGCCCCCGGAACUGGUGCAUCAAGCUGGUGUGCAACCCGUGGUUUGAAUGUAUCAGCAUGCUGGUGAUCCUGCUGAACUGCGUGACACUUGGCAUGUACCAGCCGUGCGACGACAUGGACUGCCUGUCAGAACGCUGCAAGAUCCUACAGGUCUUUGAUGACUUCAUCUUUGUCUUCUUUGCCAUGGAAAUGGUGCUCAAGAUGGUGGCCCUGGGCAUUUUUGGCAAGAAGUGCUACCUUGGGGACACAUGGAACCGACUGGAUUUCUUCAUUGUCAUGGCAGGGAUGGUCGAGUACUCCCUGGACCUCCAGAACAUCAACCUGUCGGCCAUCCGCACCGUGCGUGUCCUGAGGCCCCUCAAAGCCAUCAACCGUGUGCCCAGUAUGCGGAUCCUGGUGAACCUGCUCCUGGACACGCUGCCCAUGCUGGGGAAUGUCCUCCUGCUCUGCUUCUUUGUCUUCUUCAUCUUUGGCAUCAUCGGCGUGCAGCUCUGGGCGGGCCUGCUGCGCAACCGCUGCUUCCUGGAGGACAACUUCACAAUACAAGGGGAUGUGGCCCUGCCCCCCUACUACCAGCCGGAGGAGGACGACGAGAUGCCCUUCAUCUGCUCCCUGUCGGGGGACAACGGCAUCAUGGGCUGCCACGAGAUUCCCCCGCUCAAGGAGCAGGGCCGCGAGUGCUGCCUGUCCAAGGAUGACGUCUAUGACUUUGGGGCGGGGCGCCAGGACCUCAACGCCAGUGGGCUCUGUGUCAACUGGAACCGCUACUACAAUGUGUGCCGCACAGGCAGCGCCAACCCCCACAAGGGCGCCAUCAACUUUGACAACAUCGGCUACGCCUGGAUCGUCAUCUUCCAGGUGAUUACCCUGGAGGGCUGGGUGGAGAUCAUGUACUACGUGAUGGACGCGCACUCCUUCUACAACUUCAUCUAUUUCAUCCUGCUGAUCAUAGUGGGCUCCUUCUUCAUGAUCAACCUGUGCCUCGUUGUCAUAGCGACCCAGUUCUCGGAGACCAAGCAGCGGGAACACCGGCUGAUGUUGGAGCAGCGGCAGCGUGACCUGUCCUCCAGCACGGUGGCCAGCUAUGCCGAACCCGGCGACUGCUACGAGGAGAUCUUCCAGUACGUCUGCCACAUCCUGCGCAAGGCCAAGCGCCGGGCCCUGGGCCUCUACCAGGCCCUGCAGAGGCGGCGCCAGGCCCCGGGGGCACCCAGCUCCACCAAGCCCAAGCCCCACGUCAAGGAGCCCAGGCACUACAAGCUGUGCCCGCGACACAGCCCCCCGGACUCGACGCUCCACACGCCGGUGCAGCCCGUCUCUGCCAUUCUGGCCUCCGACCCCGCCAGCUGCCCCCGCUGCCAGCACGAGGCGGGCCGGCCGCCCUCAGGCCUGGGCAGCAGCAACUCGGGCCAGGAGGGCUCGGGCUCCGGGGGCUCGGGCUCCGGGGGCUCGGGCGGCGGCGAGGACGAGGCCGGCGGGCCCGGGGCCCAGAACGGUGAGGACGGGGCCUCCUUGGAGCUGGAGAAGGAGGACGAGGAGGGGCAGGCGGACGGGGCUGCCUGGCUGUGCGGAGACGUGUGGCGGGAGACGCGAGCCAAGCUGCGGGGCAUCGUGGAGAGCAAGUACUUCAACCGGGGCAUCAUGAUGGCCAUCCUGGUCAACACCGUCAGCAUGGGCAUUGAGCACCACCAGCAGCCCGAGGAGCUGACCAACAUCCUGGAGAUCUGCAACGUGGUCUUCACCAGCAUGUUUGCCCUGGAGAUGCUGCUGAAGCUGGCCGCCUUCGGGCUCUUUGACUACCUGCGGAACCCCUACAACAUCUUCGACAGCAUCAUUGUCAUCAUCAGCAUCUGGGAGAUUGUGGGGCAGGCGGACGGCGGGCUGUCGGUGCUGCGGACCUUCCGGCUGCUGCGGGUGCUGAAGCUGGUGCGCUUCAUGCCCGCGCUGCGGCGGCAGCUCGUGGUGCUCAUGAAGACCAUGGACAACGUGGCCACCUUCUGCAUGCUGCUCAUGCUUUUCAUCUUCAUCUUCAGCAUCCUUGGCAUGCACAUCUUUGGCUGCAAGUUCAGCCUCCGCACGGACACGGGAGACACCGUCCCUGACCGGAAGAACUUCGACUCCCUGCUGUGGGCCAUUGUCACGGUGUUCCAGAUCCUUACGCAGGAGGACUGGAACGUCGUCCUCUACAAUGGCAUGGCCUCCACCUCCCCCUGGGCCUCCCUCUACUUCGUUGCCCUCAUGACCUUCGGCAACUAUGUGCUCUUCAACCUGCUGGUGGCCAUCCUGGUGGAGGGCUUCCAGGCGGAGGGCGACGCCAAUCGCUCCUACUCGGACGAGGACCAGAGCUCAUCCAACAUGGAGGAGUUUGACAAGCUCCAGGAGGGCCUGGACAGUGGCGGAGAUCCCAAGCUCUGCCCAAUCCCCAUGACCCCCAAUGGGCACCUGGACCCCAAUCUCCCACUGGGUGGACAUCUGGGCCCCACUGGGGCUGCAGCAUCCGCCCCCCGCCUCUCGCUGCAGCCAGACCCCGUGCUAAUGGCCUUGGGCUCCCGCAAGAGCAGUGUCAUGUCACUGGGGAGGGUGAGCUACGACCAGCGCUCCCUGUCCAGCUCUCGGAGCUCCUAUCACGGGCCGUGGGGCCGCAGUGGGGCCUGGGCCAGCCGUCGCUCCAGCUGGAACAGCCUCAAGCACAAGCCCCCAUCGGCGGAGCACGAGUCCCUGCUCUCGGCGGCAGAGCGCAGCAGCGGCGCCCGGGCCUGCGAAGGUGCCCGGGAGGAGGGGCCGCUGCGGGCUGCGCCCCCGCACGCCCUGCACGCCCCGCACACCCCGCACGCCCACCAAGCGCAGCAUGGUCCCCACCUGGCGCACCGUCACUGCCACCACCGCCGGACGCUGUCCCUCGACACCAGAGAUUCGGUGGACCUGGCCGAGCUGGUGCCCGCCGUGGGCACCCACCCACGGACUGCCUGGAGGGCGGCAGGCCCGGUCCCCGGGCACGAGGACUGCAAUGGCAGGAUGCCCAGCAUCGCCAAGGAUGUCUUCACCAAGAUGGACGACCGCCGGGAUCCCGGGGAGGACGAAGAGGAGAUGGACUACACUCUGUGCUUCCGCGUCCGCAAGAUGAUUGACGUCUACAAGCCUGACUGGUGCGAAGUCCGCGAGGACUGGUCUGUCUACCUCUUCUCCCCCGAGAACAGGUUCCGCGUCCUGUGUCAGACCAUCAUCGCCCACAAGCUCUUCGACUAUGUCGUCCUGGCCUUCAUCUUCCUCAACUGCAUCACCAUCGCCCUGGAGCGGCCCCAGAUUGAGGCCGGCAGCACCGAACGCAUCUUCCUCACUGUGUCCAACUACAUCUUCACAGCCAUCUUUGUGGGCGAGAUGACACUGAAGGUGGUCUCUCUGGGCCUGUACUUCGGUGAGCAGGCGUACCUGCGCAGCAGCUGGAAUGUGCUGGAUGGCUUCCUUGUCUUUGUGUCAAUCAUCGACAUUGUGGUGUCCCUGGCCUCGGCCGGGGGAGCCAAGAUCCUGGGGGUCCUCCGGGUCCUGAGGUUGCUGCGCACCCUACGACCCCUGCGUGUCAUCAGCCGGGCGCCUGGCCUGAAGCUGGUGGUGGAGACGCUCAUCUCUUCCCUCAAGCCCAUCGGCAACAUCGUCCUCAUCUGCUGUGCCUUCUUCAUCAUCUUCGGCAUCCUGGGGGUGCAGCUCUUCAAGGGCAAGUUCUACCACUGUCUGGGCAUAGACACCCGCAACAUCACCAACCGCUCCGACUGCGUGGCCGCCAACUACCGCUGGGUCCACCACAAGUACAACUUCGACAAUCUGGGCCAGGCCCUGAUGUCCCUCUUUGUGCUGGCCUCCAAGGACGGCUGGGUGAACAUCAUGUACAAUGGACUGGACGCUGUUGCUGUGGACCAGCAGCCGGUGCCCAACCACAACCCCUGGAUGCUGCUCUACUUCAUCUCCUUCCUGCUCAUCGUCAGCUUCUUCGUGCUCAACAUGUUCGUGGGCGUCGUGGUGGAGAACUUCCACAAGUGCCGGCAGCACCAGGAGGCCGAGGAGGCGCGGCGGCGCGAGGAGAAGCGGCUGCGGCGCCUGGAGAAGAAACGCCGGAAGGCCCAGCGGCUGCCCUACUAUGCCACCUACUGUCCCACACGGCUGCUCAUCCACUCCAUGUGCACCAGCCACUACCUGGACAUCUUCAUCACCUGCAUCAUCUGCCUCAACGUGGUCACCAUGUCCCUGGAGCACUACAACCAGCCCACGUCUCUGGAGACAGCCCUCAAGUACUGCAACUACAUGUUCACCACUGUCUUUGUGCUGGAGGCUGUGCUGAAGCUGGUGGCAUUUGGUCUGAGGCGCUUCUUCAAGGACCGGUGGAACCAGCUGGACCUGGCCAUCGUGCUGCUGUCGGUGAUGGGCAUCACGCUGGAGGAGAUCGAGAUCAACGCGGCGCUGCCCAUCAACCCCACCAUCAUCCGCAUCAUGAGGGUCCUGCGCAUUGCCCGGGUGCUGAAGCUGCUGAAGAUGGCCACGGGGAUGCGGGCCCUGCUGGACACCGUGGUGCAAGCUCUGCCCCAGGUGGGCAACCUGGGCCUCCUCUUCAUGCUGCUCUUCUUCAUCUACGCUGCCCUGGGAGUGGAGCUCUUCGGGAAGCUGGUCUGCAAUGACGAGAACCCGUGUGAGGGCAUGAGCCGGCACGCCACCUUCGAGAACUUCGGCAUGGCCUUCCUCACGCUCUUCCAGGUCUCCACUGGUGACAACUGGAACGGGAUCAUGAAGGACACCCUGCGGGACUGCACCCAUGACGAGCGCAGCUGCCUGAGCAGCCUGCAGUUCGUGUCGCCGCUGUACUUCGUCAGCUUCGUGCUCACGGCCCAGUUCGUGCUCAUCAACGUGGUGGUGGCCGUGCUCAUGAAGCACCUGGACGACAGCAACAAGGAGGCCCAGGAGGACGCUGAGAUGGACGCUGAGCUGGAGCUGGAGAUUGCCCACGGCCUGGGCCCCAGCCCGCGGCCACCUGCCGGCUCCCCGGGGGCACACGUGCCUGGCCGCGGGCCAGGAGGGGCGGGUAGCGCGGGCGACGCCGAGGGCCACCUGAUCCGAAACUGCUAUUCGCCAGCCCAGGAGAACCUGUGGCUGGACAGCGUCUCUUUAAUCAUCAAGGACUCCUUGGAGGGGGAGCUGACCAUCAUCGACAACCUGUCCGGCUCCAUCUUCCACCACUACUCCUCCCCGGCCAGCUGCGAGAAGUGUCACCAUGACAAGCAGGAGGUGCAGCUGGCCGAGACAGAGGCCUUCUCCCUGAACUCAGACAGGUCCUCGUCCAUCCUGCUUGGCGAUGACCUGAGUCUGGAGGACCCCGCAGCCUGCCCACCUGGCCCCAGAGACAGCAAGGGUGAGCCGGACCCGCCUGAGCCGAUGCGGGUAGGGGACCUGGGUGAAUGCUUCUUCCCCUUAUCCAACACGGCUGUCUCGUCGGAUCCGGAGAACUUCCUGUGUGAGAUGGAGUCGAUCCCAUUCAACCCCGUCCGGUCCUGGCUGAAACACGAGAGCAACCAAGCGCCCCCGAGCCCCUUCUCCCCGGAUGCCUCCAACCCACUCCUGCCCAUGCCGGCUGAGUUCUUCCACCCUGCUGUGGCCGCCAGCCAGAAAGGACAGGAGAAGGCCGCUGGUGCCGGGACCCUCCCCAAGAUUGCCCUGCAGGGCUCCUGGGCGUCCCUGCGGUUGCCAAGCGUCAACUGCACCCUCCGCCAGCAGGCCACGGGGAGCAACACGUCGCUGGAGGGCAGCCGCAGCAGCUCGGCGGGCAGCCUGCAGACCACGCUGGAGGACAGCCUGACCCUGAGCGACAGCCCGCGACGCGCCCUGGGGCCGCCCGCGCCCGCCCCGGGGCUCCGCGCCGGCCCGUCGCCCGCCGCCCGCCGUCGCCCGAGCCUGCGGGGCCGGGGCCAGUUCAGCCUGAGCGGGCUGCGGGCGCAUCAGCGCAGCCACAGCAGCGGGGGCUCCACCAGCCCGGGCUGCACCCAGCACGACUCCAUGGACCCGUCGGACGAGGAGGGCGCGGGCGGCCGGGCCGGCGGGGGCGCGGGCAGCGAGCACUCGGAGACGCUCAGCAGCCUUUCGCUCACCUCCCUCUUCGGGCCGCCGCCCCCGCCGCCCGGCCUCCCGCCCGCGCGCAGGUUCAGCAGUACCAGCAGCCUGGCCGCCGGCCCCGGCCAUCCCCGCGCCGCCGCCCGGCCCCAAGGCCUGGCCCGCAGCCCCUCCUGGGCCGCCGAUCGCCGCAAGGACCCGCCGUGCCAGGCCGAUCCGGCCGCCGCCCGGGGCCCCUGGGCGCCCGAGCCGCAGCCGCCGCCGGGGGAGCCACAGCCCGGGGACGCCGCGAGCCAGGGGAGGAGAUGA